This is a messenger RNA of Capronia epimyces CBS 606.96, 2424 nucleotides long. RefSeq lists its product as uncharacterized. Gene Ontology annotation, molecular function: DNA-binding transcription factor activity, RNA polymerase II-specific; DNA binding; zinc ion binding. Lineage: Eukaryota; Fungi; Ascomycota; Eurotiomycetes; Chaetothyriales; Herpotrichiellaceae. Gene Ontology annotation, biological process: regulation of DNA-templated transcription; DNA-templated transcription. The transcript is spliced from 4 exons. The coding region runs from base 1 to 2424 and encodes 807 amino acids. The record is from RefSeq and is a predicted model, not a curated record.
AUGCAGAACCAUCUCUAUUUCGUCAGAGAUUCCCCGCAAACCGCUUCCACCGGGUCGCCGCUGAGUGCCCACGAGCCAACGUAUCAAUCCUCAUCGACGACUCUGUUCUCCCGCCAAUCUCAUUCUCGGCCUACAUUAUCACCUUCGGAGCCACGGACCAUGUCUGCCUACUACUCUCCUCACGAAAUGGAGUCGAUGUCUCCCCACGAAGGACCCUCCUACCUGGGGGACAAUCUAAGACCCGGUGGCGGAGGAAGUGGCAGCCCAUCUCCAGCUCAACUUUCGGCCAUGAUGAUGCACAAUCCGAAAAGGGCAUACAGACAACGAAGAAAGGACCCGAGUUGCGAUGCGUGUCGGGAACGCAAAGUGAAGUGUGACGCGACCGAGACCUCGAGUUGUACCGAGUGUUCAAGCCGCAAUGUUCGUUGUCAGUUUACCAAAGACACCAACCGCCGAAUGUCGUCAAUCAAACAAGUGCAGGAUCUAGAGAGACAAUUGUCAGAAGCUCGUCAGCAGCUCGAACGGUUUCGGGCCGUAGAACGGAUCAACGAUAUUUUCACCGACCUUCACCCUGACACUUCCUCCUCGAUCUUCAGCGAGUUCCCCACGGUCGGAAAAUCACCUCGAAGAAUGUUGAAAGCAAGAUCUCCUCAAGACCUCACCAAUGCGAGGGUGCAUUUGAACGACGUGGGACGUGGGUUGUUGAAACCUCCAGUCACCGGCGGCCAACAGAGACCACACUCGGCACGCUCCACGGUUUCGGAUCUGCCAGGAAUGCCGUCGCGCCAGGCUGCGGAACGCUUGCUGAAUUACUACCAUGAAAGUAUCCAUCGCAAUUUCCCCGUCUUGUACUGGCCCAGAUUUCAGCGGACUUUUGCCAUGGCAAUGGACAGAAGCGGCGCGCACUCGGUGCCCAUGGAUUGGAUAGCGAUGCUGUAUGGUGUGCUUGCUUGUGGUGCGCUGGCCACGCACGACCCGAGCCGGCUUCCGGAAGCGCAGGACUACCUGACGAGGUCUAUAUCGACCAUCAACUUCUGGGAAAAUGACGUGUCGACGAAUCAGGCCAUUGUCGCGUUCCUGGCCAGCAUUGCGCUUCUCGAGAUGAAUAGGAAGUCUGCAAGCUGGAUUUGGUUGGGCUCUGCCAUCCGCAUUGUCCAGGACCUAGGCCUCCACGUUCAGGGAGGCCAGUGGUCCCCGGUUGAAGGAGAAAUGCGCAAGCGCAUCUGGUAUUCGCUCUACGUCUGGGAUCGUCUUUUGGCUCUGGAAUUGGGGAAGCCUAUGCUCAUCAAUGAUGACGAGUGUGACACUGAAUAUCCCCAAGUCCUGGACGAAGAGCGGCUUGUCACAGAUGACCCUGCGACGCCUCUUCCCGCAACCUUAUUGCUAGCCAACGUCCACGUCGCGCGGCUCAUGGCGCCGCUUUCCAAGAGCUUCCGCUCACUGUGCAUCACGGCCGAGGCUCUGACCAAAUUUGAGAGUCAUUUGGGCGAAUGUCUCCAACUGUUUCCACGGGCUCUACAACUGACGACCGCGGCCUGUCUGGACCCGUGUAUCAUGCAGCCACUCUUCUAUUUUCAAAAUGCCCGGAUUCUGCUGCACCGCCACAACAUUUCUCCAUCCUGCUCAGGCGAGCAGAGGUAUCAAGCGAUCGAGCAGUGUAUUCAUGCAUCGCAAGACACGGCCACGCUGCUCUCCCGUUGUAUGAUUCCCAACAUACAAUCCCAUGACUGGGAGCAGAGGUUCAUUCUCUCGGCGACCACUUUGGUUUGUACACAUUUGUGGCGGUGCAUGCUCUUUCUGUUGUUCCGAGAACUCUACGAUGCUUUUUUCCUUGUGUUGAGGGCGGCCUCUACCAUCAACGAUGCCCUAGUGAUCAAUAUCAGUUGUGGAAGGUACCUCUCCUUCUUCCUGCAGCGCCUUAUAGAGCACUACGAGCACCCAAAUGCCGUCGAGAUCGAACAGGACGAGGAAAUACUGGUCUAUUUGUCUGCAGACCUACAGGCGAGCACAAAUAGCUGGGUAUGGGGUCACGCUGAGACUGGCACUCACCUGAGCCGGCGACAAAAACAUGGCAGGCCCAAGCAUGUGCCUCAUGCAAAUGACACUCAGGGCCCCGGCACCGAGAAUCCACCGGCCUGGGAUAAUGUGCUGUCGGAAGAAGAACGGCACGAUUGGGGAGGAUGGCAGCAUCUCGAGCAUUCUGCGAGGUACUUGCAGCGUCUGCGUGAGACCCAACACCAACACCAACAACAACACCAACAUCAACACUACGCAUCCCACGAGCCGAGUCAGCCUGGAUUUCCUCGACCACCAUUGCCGACUGGGACUGGCUUCACGCCUGGACCAACCCUUCCGCCAAUCUGUACCCAGAGUCCACCACCAGACUCGAAUCGGGCACGCAUGACGAUCGCCAACAUCAUCUAG